Molecule: messenger RNA, 2785 nt
Organism: Rubroshorea leprosula
Lineage: Eukaryota; Viridiplantae; Streptophyta; Magnoliopsida; Malvales; Dipterocarpaceae
Source: the annotation of a GenBank genome assembly
CGAGAGGUAAUUAGCUCACAUGUGGUAGUGGAGGAAGAGAAGAGAGUUAGUAGCUCCCCCUUCUUAAGUUAGAGGAUAUUAGUGCAUGACCCAUAGUAGUGGUGGUGAUCUUGUUCCAUUUGAUCAAGAAAUUGAGAGAACUUUUAGGGAGUUUUUAAGAGAGAAAAAGCAGAACAUCAUGGCAGAAGAAGGUGAAGGACAAAAUAAUGCACGCACUCUUGGUUCAUAUGCCACCUCAUCCCUUGAAGGAAUAGCAUCCAGCAUUAGGAGGCCAGCGAUUCAAGCUAAUAACUUUGAAAUCAAACCAGCUAUCAUUCAAAUGAUCCAACAAACUGUCCAAUUCAGUGGUUUGCCUAAUGAAAAUCCUUAUUUGCAUAUUGCUAGUUUUCUUGAAAUUUGUGAUACUUUUAAGGCUAAUGGUGUUAGUAAUGAGUCUGUUAAGCUUACAUUAUUUCCAUUUUCUUUGCGUGAUAAAGCCAAGAGUUGGCUUCAAUCUUUUCCUGCAGCUGCAGGGGGUAAUCUUAUGAAUAAGACAGAGGAGGAUGGUUAUAAGCUGUUAGAUGAAAUGGCCUCUAAUAGCUAUCAAUGGACUAAUGAUAGAGCUACCAAAAAGGAGUUGGAAAUAAGGUUUCAAAAUCAAGAUGCUGCUAUUCGGAAUAUAGAAACACAACUUGGACAAAUUGCUGAUAUGGUUUCUAGAAGAGUUCAAGGGGGUUUACCAAGCAAUAGUGAAAAGAAUCCAAGGGAGCAAUUGAAGGCUAUCACUUUGAGGAGUGGAAAAGAACUUAAAGAGGUAGGACAAUCUGAUGGGAAAGAAGAAGGUGUGGAAGCUGGUGAAUCAAACCAUGAGGAGGAGCCUAAAAGACUUUUUCAUGAUUCGAAUGUCAAGCCUUAUAAGUUGAAAAUCCCUUUUCCCCAAAGAUUUUUGCAAGCUAAUUUAGACAAGCAGUUUUCUAAAUUUUUAGAGGUGUUUAAAAAGUUACAUAUUAAUAUUCCUCUUAUUGAUGUUAUUUCGCAGAUGCCAAGCUAUGCAAAAUUUUUGAAGGAGAUCCUUGCCAAUAAAAGGAAGUUAGAGGAGUUCGAGAUGGUGAAGUUAAAUGAAGAAUGCUCUGCUAUUCUUCAGAAUAAGUUAUCUCCUAAGUUGAAGGAUCCAGGGAGUUUUUCUAUUCCUUGUAUUAUUGGCAAUGUUAAUUUUGAUAAGGUUUUGUGUGAUUUUGGUGCUAACAUUAAUUUGAUGCCUUUUCAUGUAUUUAGGAAACUUGGAUUAGGAGAACCUUCACCUACCACAGUUUCUCUUCAAUUGGCAGAUAGAAGCAUUAAAUAUCAAAGAGGAGUGGUAGACGAUGUUUUGGUAAAAGUUGACAAAUUUAUUUUUCCUAUUGAUUUUAUUGUUCUUGACAUGGAAGAGGAUUUUGAAAUGCCUUUAAUUCUUGGGAGACCAUUCCUUGCUACUGGUAGAGCUCUUAUUGAUGUUCAACAAGGGAAACUUAGCCUUAGAAUACAUGAUGAUGAGAUUGUUUUUAAUGUGUUUGAUGUUAUGAAAAAUUGUGAUCAUGAUGGCAGUGCUGUUUUACGGAUUGAUGUGGUAGCCAGUGUAAUUGUUGAAAAUUUUAAUGCUUCUAGAUUAGAUGAUCCUAUUGAUAAUUGCAUUGUUAAUGAUUUGGAUGUGAAAGCUAAUAGUGCAGACAAUAACAUUUUGGAGGCAGCAGCUAUUCUUGGGGAAAAAUGCCAUAGGCAACCACAAAAAGGAGGGAAUUUUCUGCCCUUAGAUGCAUCGUCCACUGUGACAGUCAAGCCAUCCAAAGAGGAGCCCCCGACUCUUGAAUUAAAACCUCUUCCUUCUCAAUUAAAGUAUGUUUAUUUGGGUGAUUCAAAUACAUUACCUGUUAUAAUUUUUGCUUCUUUGACAGAAAUAGAGGAGGAGAAACUCUUAAGGGUGUUGCGAGAACACAAAGGAGCUAUAGGAUGGAGCAUAGCGGAUAUCAAAGGAGUUAGCCCUUCGGUUUGCAUGCAUAAAAUUCUACUAGAGGGGCACAAGUCGAUUGUUCAGCCUCAAAGACGCUUUAAUCCUAACAUGCAUGAGGUGGUCAAAAAGGAGGUAAUCAAAUGGUUGGAUGCAGUUAUCAUCAAAUUCCUAUUGCCCCUGAGGAUUAAGAGAAAACAACAUUUACUUGCCCAUAUGGUACUUUUGCUUUUAGACGAAUGCCUUUUGGUUUGUGCAACGCUCCAGGAAACACCAUUUUUCUUUGAUGAUGAUUGUAUGAAUGCUUUUAAAUUGUUGAAAGAGAAACUGGUUAAUGCUCCUAUUGUUAUUGCACCUUGUUGGGAUUUGCCUUUUGAGAUAAUGUGUGAUGCUAGUAAUGAUGCUUUAGGUGCAGUUUUGGGACAAAGAAAAGAUAGGAAAUUUCACACAAUUUAUUAUGCAAGUAGAAUAAUGAAUGAUGCUCAAAAGAAUUACACUACUACUGAAAAAGAGUUGCUUGCUGUGGUGUUUGCUUUUGAAAAGUUUAGGCCUUAUCUAAUUUUGUCCAACGUGAUUGUUCAUACCGAUCAUUCUACACUUAAAUAUUUGCUUGCUAAAAAAGAUGCCAAACCUAGGUUAGAUGAGGUGCAUGUGGAAUGUGGGGAUGAUUAACUUUUGCUUGAUGAGUUUCUAGAUGAGCAAUUGUGUUUAGUUUCUUUGUGUGCUUUGUCUUCUUUACCUUGGUACGCAGAUUUUGUUAAUUACCUUGUGAGUAAUGUCUUACCUCCUAACUUAUCUUUUCAACAAAAAAAUAAGUUCUUU